Messenger RNA from Aspergillus versicolor CBS 583.65, 2400 nucleotides. RefSeq names its product beta-glucosidase. Bases 1 to 2400 code for a protein of 799 amino acids. Gene Ontology annotation, biological process: glucan catabolic process. The transcript has 2 exons. The record is from RefSeq and is a predicted model, not a curated record. Lineage: Eukaryota; Fungi; Ascomycota; Eurotiomycetes; Eurotiales; Aspergillaceae. Gene Ontology annotation, molecular function: beta-glucosidase activity.
AUGCGGCUCAAGCUGUUGUUUGUGGUAACUGCGCAGCUGGCUCUAGUAAGCAGCCGAGGCCAGAACGAUUCAGUUGAUGUUGCAGCAUUGGAGAGCUUUUGGUCGUAUGGCAGGUCUGAGCCCGUCUACCCCAGCCCUGAGAUAGCAGGAUGGGAAGACUGGGCAACUGCGUACAGAAAAGCCAAAUCCCUUGUCGGACAGAUGACCAACGACGAGAAGAGCAACCUGACAUAUGGCUACAAAUCGAACUCCACGGGAUGCUCCGGUAUAUCCGGCGGCGCGCCUCGGGUCGGAUUCCCGGGCAUCUGUUUGCACGAUGCGGAAAAUGGGGUCAGGGGUACGGACAUGGUCAAUGCAUAUCCCGCCGGCAUCCAUGCUGGGGCGUCUUGGAAUCGAGACCUUACACAUGCGCGGUCUUACUAUAUCGGCACAGAGUUUAAGAGGAAGGGAGUCAAUGUCGCGCUCGGACCGGUUGCCGGUCCGAUUGGAAGAAUUGCAAGAGGUGGGCGCAAUUGGGAGGGAUUCAGUACUGAUCCAUACCUCGCCGGUGUGCUGACGGGCGACUCCGUGCGUGGGCUGCAGAAGUCGGUGAUUGCGUGCGUCAAGCACCUGAUCGGGAACGAGCAGGAGACAAAUCGCAUGCCUCCGAUGCUUUUCCCAGGCACUGCCAAUAACUCCGUUUCUUCGAAUAUCGACGAUAAGGCGAUGCACGAACUGUAUCUGUGGCCCUUUCAGGAUGCCGUAAAGGCCGGGGCUGGCUCGGCAAUGUGCAGCUACCAGCGCAUCAACAAUAGCUACGGAUGCCAGAAUAGCAAGGUUAUGAAUGGGCUGCUUAAGGGAGAGCUUGGCUUCCAAGGGUUUGUGGUCUCUGAUUGGGAGGGUCAGUAUACUGGGCUUGCGAGUGCAGCGGCAGGUCUUGAUAUGGCAAUGCCGACUUCACCAUACUGGGCAAACGGAACGCUGUCGCUUAGUAUAAACAAUGGCUCGCUCUCGCAGGCAAGGCUUGAUGACAUGGCCACCAGGAUUGUGGCUGCGUGGUACAAGUACUCGCCUCUGAAGAGCCCUGGACAUGGAAUACCCGCGAGUCCUCUCCUCCCGCAUACCCUGACUGAUGCGCGUGAUCCUGAAUCCAAGGAGACACGGCUACAGAGUGCAGUCGAAGGCCAUGUUCUGGUAAAGAACAUCAAGAAUGCACUUCCAUUGCACAAACCCAAGUUCCUGUCGCUUUUUGGCUACGAUGCAGUGGCCGCGACGCGGUUUAGCGGACGGUGGAUGGGCCUCGACAACACCCUUAUCUACCCGGACGGUACCGCUGCUGAUUAUCUUCGAUUGGCUCAUAUCAUUACGUCCAGCGCAGACCCCAACGACAAUGGGCCCGGCGUGGCGCUCAAUGGAACCCUUAUUUCGGGCGGAGGCUCCGGCUCCACCACACCAGCAUAUAUCGACGCCCCAUUCGACGCGUUCCAGCGCCAGGCCUACGAGGAUGGGACGUUCCUGUCGUGGGACUUUGUUUCGCAGCACCCGCAGGUGAAUCAAGCAAGUGAAGCCUGUAUUGUAUUCAUUAAUGAACAGUCCUCCGAGGGUUGGGACCGCCCAUAUCUAGCCGACCCAUACUCAGACGAGCUGGUGGAGAGCGUCGCAGGCCAAUGCAAUAAUACCAUAGUUAUUAUCCAUAACGCAGGCAUCCGUCUGGUUGACCGCUGGAUUGAUAAUUCUAACAUCACCGCCGUCCUCUAUGCGCAUGUGCCGGGCCAGGAUUCCGGUCGUGCACUUAUCGAAGUAAUGUACGGGAAGCAGUCGCCGUCCGGCCGCCUGCCCUAUACAGUUGCCCGGAAGGCCUCUGACUACAGAGAUCUUCUCGGCCCCGAGGUGCCUAGAGGUGAUUUGAAUGCCUACUACCCACAGUCUAACUUCUCCGAGGGCGUGUAUAUUGACUAUAAGGCCUUUGAGGCGCCGGGAAUUACGCCACGGUAUAGCUUUGGAUUUGGACUAACCUACACGUCCUUUGCAUAUUCCCAGCUAUCAGUUCGCCUCAGGCGCGAAGUCAACAUGGCGGAACUGCCACCCGGUAAGGUAAUCAAAGAGGGGGGGCUACCUUCUCUAUGGGAUGUUGUCGCGGAGGUGAGCUGUACUGUCACGAACGUGGGGGAGGUUAAAGCCGCCGAGGUAGCGCAGCUGUAUGUUGGUCUGCCUGGAGGGCCAAAGAAGGUCCUGCGCGGCUUUGAGAAACAGGGUCUCCGGCCUGGCCAGGGGAAAAGGUUCAGCUUCGAACUCACCCGACGCGAUCUGAGCACAUGGGAUGUCGCGAGGCAGAGUUGGGUUUUGCAGCGUGGCAGAUACCCGAUCUACAUCGGCAAGAGUGUCUUGGAUAUUCAGCUGACAGGUACUCUGCGAGUAUGA